AUGUCUGUGUCUGGGAAGAAGGAUUUUGACAUGAAGCAGAUACUGAGGUUGCGCUGGCGCUGGUUUAGUCACUCGUCCCAAGGUCCGGCUGGAAGUGGCAGUGGUGGGAUGGGGGGCUUUGUCCCACAGGAUUCUGGCUUGGAUCACAGAACAACUCCUGUCCAUGGGCGUCUCAAGAGCCACUCACGGGAAAGAAGUGCUGGAGGUCUAAGGAAGAAUAGUAGUCCAGUGCAUAACAUCCUAUCACCGACACCGGGCCCCACACCUGUCUGCGUUAGGAGCGGUCAACACUCAUGGCAUCAGCAACACAGCACUAUCCAGGGUGUACACAUCAGUGAAGAGACUCCCAAAAGCUCCUCCCUUCCAAGCACUCCUAGGAAAGAUGACAGCAUCUCUGGACAGGAAGAUGCCAAAAGCAGCAUAGAGAAGCCUCCAGAGGUGGAGUCCAGAGAAAGGUAUGGCUAA
This is a messenger RNA of Knipowitschia caucasica, 465 nucleotides long. NCBI's taxonomy places the organism in Eukaryota, Metazoa, Chordata, Actinopteri, Gobiiformes, Gobiidae. The record is from the annotation of a GenBank genome assembly.